This is a messenger RNA of Eptesicus fuscus (big brown bat), 5100 nucleotides long. It is a transcript of the gene ADGB, whose product is annotated as androglobin. Gene Ontology annotation, biological process: proteolysis. Gene Ontology annotation, molecular function: calcium-dependent cysteine-type endopeptidase activity; protein binding; oxygen binding. NCBI's taxonomy places the organism in Eukaryota, Metazoa, Chordata, Mammalia, Chiroptera, Vespertilionidae. Bases 2 to 5014 code for a protein of 1670 amino acids. The record is from RefSeq and is a predicted model, not a curated record. The transcript is spliced from 36 exons.
CAUGACCACCAAACAAGCCAAGAAGAAAGAGGUGCAUGGUAUCACUUCGGUGCAUAGCUCGGAUAAAUCUAAAGAUCAGUACUCUUUUGGUAGUAAUACACAAAGUACUGUUGAACAGAAGAAGUGGAAAUUCCCAAUCUGGCCAGAAUGGAAUGAAAUUGACAUAAAUACAGAAAAGUGGGAUGCAGGCAAAAUUGGAAAAGAAAAAGACAAAGCAGGAAAAAGCCCUGUAUUUCAUUGUUUUGAAGACCCUGAAGGCAAGAUUGAAUUACCGCCAUCACUGAAAGUUUAUUCCUGGAAACGUCCACAGGAUUUUUUAUUGAAUCGGGUUCCAGUAGUUGUAAAGAAUGAAACCCAGUUUGACUUGUUUUCAGUAAAUGAACAUUUACUCUGCAGUGAGUUGAUGAGAUGGAUUAUCAGCGAAAUCUAUGCAGUGUGGAAGAUAUUCAAUGGGGCUUUUCUGAACAAUAAUUUUAAAGGGACUACAGGGGAACCUCCUCUUCCCAUCUGGAAGCCCUGGGAACACAUUUACUCUCUGUGCAAAGCCGUGAAGGGUCACAUGCCUUUGUACAAUAGCUAUGGAAAGUAUAUUGUGAAACUUUACUGGAUGGGUUGCUGGAGAAAGAUAACCAUUGAUGACUUUCUGCCUUUUGAUGAAGAUAACAAUCUAUUGCUUCCAGCUACAACUUGUGAACUUGAACUCUGGCCAAUGCUUUUGUCUAAAGCUAUCAUUAAGCUGGCAAAUGUUGACAUCCAUAUAAUAGAGAAGAGAGAGCUGGGAGAGUCCACCAUUAUUCAUGCACUUACAGGAUGGCUACCGGAAGUCAUUCCUCUCCACCCGCGAUAUAUGGACAAAGUUUGGGAGCUCUUGAAAGAAAUAUUGCCUGAAUUUAAGCUGACAGAUGAAUCCAACUCUGAAAGUAAAAUAACAGAGGUAGAUAGCAAAUUAAAAGAUACAGGAAAAGAAGUGAAUUAUGGGAAAGAAGUGAAUUAUGGGAAAGAAGUGAAAGAUGGCAAAGAAAUGAAAGAUGGCAAAGAAGUAAAAGAUGGCAAAGAAGUGAAAGAUGGCAAAGAAUUCAAACCUGAGCCUUCAGUUACAACACUAAAAUCACUUGAAAAAAGUGACAAAGUUCCAAAGGAGAAAGCAGAUACAAAAGACAUUGGGAAGAAGAAGAGUAAAGAUGGAGAAAAGGAAAGAGAAAAAUUUAAAUGGUCAUUUCACGGUUCCAGACCCUCAUCAGAAGUCCAGAACUCUUUGAUGUCUCUGUCAGACUGUUCUUCAGGAAUACAGUCCCCUCACAUGGUUGUAUAUGCUACCUUUAUUCCUCUCUAUUUGUUUGAAAAGAGGAUCUUUUCACUAGAGAUGAUGACCACUUCUGCUGAGAAACUCAGAGAAUAUGGCCUGUCCCACAUCUGCAGCCAUCCCGUGCUGGUCACCAGGACCAGGUCCUGCCCACUCAUAGCACCACCAAAACCACCACCAGUGCCUGCCUGGAAACUCAUUCGUCUAAAAAGGGAAACUGUGAUAACAGCUGAACCUCAAGAAAUAAUACAAAAGAAGCCUGAACAGUUUCUUGAAAUAUCAAGUCCAUUCUUGAAUUUUAGAAUGACUCCAUUUACAAUUCCAACAGAAACUCAUUUAGUACAAUCUGUUAUUAAGAAAGGGAUGCCUCCAGGAUCUGGUUUAUCUUCCGUUCCGGAAAAUGAUGAGACCUGUACCCAGUCAGAUGUAAGUCAAGUGACAGGAACUACAUCUCCGGGCAAUGUUUACUCCCAAGUUAUACAUGGAAAAGAUGAAAUGAUAGACCUUACAUUGAAUGACUCAUCCCAUCCAGUUGAUGGAUUGAGUUUGGAAAGAGAUCUGGUCAGCCUGACAACAACACUGGAUAAAUCACAGGAGGAAGUUACAGAUAUGAAUACUAGUGUUACUAAAGAAAUAUGGUUAGAUUUUGAAGACUUCUAUGCAUGCUUUCAAAAUCUAUAUAUUUUCCACAGGCCAAGUUCAUAUUGCUUUAACUUUCAAAAGUCAGAAUUCAAGUUCUCAGAUGAGCGUGUAUCCUACUAUCUCUUUGUGGAUAGUCUAAAACCUAUUGAACUACUCAUUUGCUUUUCUGCGUUGGUACGCUGGGGAGAAUCUGGAGCUCUUACUAAAGACAGCCCCCAGAUAGAGCCUGGACUACUUAUAGUUGAAACAUUUUUUUGGAAAUCUGUGAAGCCACGUGACAUCAUUCUGAAGAUUCAUACUUAUAAUACCAAGGCAUCUAUGGUUCGCCUGCCUAUUGGGAGGCAUUUGCUGCUCCUCACGGCGUACUCGCCCAUCGGGCACUCCUUACACGUCUGCAGCAUGGUGAAUUUUGUCAUCGGGGAUGAGGAUGUGGUGCUGCCCAACUUUGAGAUGGAGAGCUACCGAUUUACAGAGCAGGCUCUCACAAUUUUGAAGGCUGUUGGAAAUGUGAUUGCUAAUUUCAAAGACAAGGGCAAACUUUCUGCAGCGCUGAAGGACCUACAGACAGCCCACUACCCUGUGCCCCUCCACAACAAAGAGCAAACUGCACAGCACUUCAGGUUUUUUCACACUUCCUUAUGGCGUUUAAUGAAAAAAGCUCAAAUAACGAAACCUCCUUCAUACUUUAAAUUUGCAUUCCGUGCUAUGGUUUUGGACUUGGAUGCACUCGAUUCCUCCUUGGAAGAGCCUUCUAUAGCAGAAUUAGCUGAUGUGAAAUAUUUCAUACCAGUAAGUGAUAAAGAGACAAUAGCAGCAGCAAUUAAAAUUCAAGCCAUGUGGAGAGGGACUUAUGUGAGAUUGCUUAUGAAAGCUAGAACACCAGACACAAAGGAAAAUGCUAGUGUUGCAGAUAUUCUUCAAAAAGUUUGGGCUACAUUGGAAGUUAAUAUAGAUCAGUAUGCAGUUUCGCUCUUAAGACUAAUGUUUAAAAGCAAGUGCAAGUCUAUUGAAUCUUAUCCAUGCUAUCAAGAUGAAGAAACUAAGAUUGCUUUUGCUGACUAUACUGUAACUUACACAGACCAGCCACCAAAUAGUUGGUUUAUAGUAUUCAGAGAAAUAUUUUCGGUUCAUCAAGAUAUGAUUUUGGUUCCCAAAGUAUAUACUACAAUUCCAGUCUGUAUGCUCCAUGUUGUUAAUAAUGACACAAUGGAACAAGUGCCAAAGCUAUUCCAAAAAGUGGUGCCUUAUCUUUAUACCAAGAAUAAGAAAGGAUACACAUUCGUGGCUGAAGCAUACACUGGUGACUCAUAUGUAUCCGCCUCACGAUGGAAACUGCGUCUCAUUGGUUCUUACAACCCACUCCCAAGCCUCUCUCGAGAUUUUCCAUGCAGCACUUUUGCCAUAAAAGAAAUCAGAGAUUACUAUAUACCCAAUGAUAAGAAAAUUGUAUUCAGGUAUUCAGUGAAAGCUGUAUUACCACACCUUGUUACAAUCCAUGUACGUGUGUCCAAGCCAGAUGCCUUCAUCAAGCUACAGAUUCUAGAGAGUGAAGAAAUUGUCAUUAGUGCCACCGGGAAAGGCCAAGCCAUAAUCCCAGUAUUUAGCUUCUUGGGGAAUGAAAAAGUUCUGAGCUCCCAGUCUAGUAAGCAAAUUCUUUUACUUCAUACUCCAUCCAAGAAAGAUCAAGAAAUGUAUGGUAAGAAGAAAAGUGCCCAGGGAAGCCAGAGAGGCAAUAAAAGUAGACCUGGAAGUGCAAUAGUAGACAGCAGUCAGCUUAUUUUGGAAGAGGAAACUGUUAACACGCCCGCCCUAGACGAAAAUGCUGGCAUAUCACAGCAGACUUACAAGUAUAUUAUACAGUGUUUGGUAUUGUAUAACAGUUGGCCUCUCACUGAAAGUCAACAGAUGUUUGUUCAAGCACUAAAAGACUUGGAGAAAAAUGACAUCAAAGCUCAUGGAGAGAGACAUGAGGAAUUAAUUUCCUUGGGAAUCCCAGAUUCCCAUUUUAUUAGUGAGGGGCAAAAAUCUUCAGGAACAUCCAAAGCAACAAGGAAAGGCAAAGAAAAGUCUUCUGAGAGAGAAAAGACAGCCAAAGAAAAACAAGCACCUCGCUUUGAGUCUCAGAUACCCACUGCACACUCCCAGCAAGAAGACCCAAAUAAACCCUACUGGAUUUUGAGGUUGGUCACUGAACAUAACGAAGCAGAAUAUCUUGAAGUGAAAAAAGAUACAGAACGAGCAGAUGAGAUCCGAGCUAUGAAGCAAGCCUGGGAGAUGGCAGAGCCAGGAAGAGCCAUCAAGGCUUAUCAGGCUCGUCUGCAUUACCUCAGCCGGUUCAUUAAGAAAACACCCGAUGCCGAGAGCGUGCCGCCAAUGCCUGUGCCUCUGUCAGAAAGCCACUCGCGAGGAGUGGAAGAAGAAACAGCUAUAAGUUUUGCAAAAGAGCCAGAAACAAAGAUUUUGGAGCCCAGAGAACCAAUGCAACAGGGGAGUGUGCUCUGGAAGAAGUGGCAAAUGACCAAGAGCUUAAAGGAUCUGACCAAAACGGUAAUGGGUGAGAUCGGAGGGAAAGAGGAGCCUGAGCUGCUGCGGAAGGAAAACUGGAAGAUGACUACCCGAUCUCAAUCAUUUUUGGAAAUGUCUCCACGACUUAUUCAAAAGGCGCUAGAAGAUCUAGAUAUAAAUCAAUAUGUACGGAAAACAAACACUGAGCCUUUGCUGCAAACAGAUGACCUGAAUCAGCAGCAGGCAAUGCAAAAGGCUGAGGAGGUUCACCAGUUCCGACAGUAUAGGGCCAGGAUCCUUAGCAUUCGAGACAUUGACCAAGAAGAACGGGCUAAACUGCAGGAUAAAGGCCUGGAGAUGUAUGCAGAAAUGUGGGACACCUUAGAUGAUGCCCGUCAAAAGAUCUUCACUAUUCGGGAAGAGUAUAGAAACAAGAUGCUGGAGGCUGAGCGCCUGAGGUUGGAGGCUCUGGCUGCAGAGGAAGCAGCCAUGCGGGCAGAGACAGCAAAGAAGAUCUCCUCAGUCCAUGAGAAAGACAAGAAAAAGAAAGGAAAGAAAAAGUAACCAGGGGAUACACAACACCACCUUUCUUCUGAAAAAGGAAAACCUAUUUUUCAUUAUCUAUAACUUUUCCUGUUGACAAAAAAUAA